Punctularia strigosozonata HHB-11173 SS5 is the source of this 1266-nucleotide messenger RNA. RefSeq names its product DUF455-domain-containing protein. Gene Ontology annotation, molecular function: 2 iron, 2 sulfur cluster binding. The record is from RefSeq and is a predicted model, not a curated record. Bases 1 to 1266 code for a protein of 421 amino acids. Lineage: Eukaryota; Fungi; Basidiomycota; Agaricomycetes; Corticiales; Punctulariaceae. The transcript is spliced from 7 exons.
AUGGAGUCUUCAUGUCCUCACCUUGGUGCAGAUAUGAGCCAUGCUGAGAUCGAAGAGUGUGAGACGAGCAUGGUAGCAGUCUGCCCUUGGCAUAGGUACGACUUUGAUCUACAAACCGGCAAAAGCGAAACAGGUCUGAAAGCAUGCACCUAUGCUGUCGAAGUUCGGCCGAGAACAGCAGAGGACGAUAAGCAAUAUGUAUGGCUCCAGCCUCCUGACGAUGGUUCCAAUUGGCGCGUUGUCGAACUCCGGCCUGUUUCGGAAGAUUUUGCGGAUCCACCGCCGGCGACGGCCUCGUCCCAGUUGCCUCCGACAGAGAAACCCGAUACCUCCUCGGACGAGACCGAACCCAUUGUGCCCGAAGCCAACGCGCCAAAGACUCUCAUAGACUGGGCUGUCCUCAUACUCAACACCCCAGACCCGACGCUGAAGGUCGCACGUACCCGGCAUGCAGUUCAUCUUUUCCAUACCGGUCAACUAAGCUCCAUCGGGCAUCGGUCGUCCACGGCCUCGAGGCCGCCGGAAACGCCUCCGCGACAUAAGGAGUAUGCAAAUAAUACGGUCGACCCGGCUGCAGUGAAGACGCUCGGGAACCGGCGAAAGGCCGCCGUGAUGCUGCACGCGCUGGCGAACAUUGAGCAAUGGGCGUUCCGUCCACCUAGCUGGGAUAUCAUCGCGCGAUUCGGGCCGACACACAACCCCCCGCUCCCUCCGGCUUUCUUCGCCGACUUUGCCAAAGUCGCCCUAGACGAGUCAAAGCACUUUUCGCUGCUAGCGGCGCGAUUGGAGAAAAUGGGUGCGCGCGCACCGUCUUCCUUAUGUGUGCGUUAUGGUUCUCUUCCAGUACACGCCGGUUUAUGGGAGUCAGCCCUCGUGACCAAGGAUUCGCUGAGGUCGCGCCUCGCCAUCAUCCACCUCGUCCACGAAGCUCGUGGGUUAGACGUGAACCCAGGCACCAUCGAACGCUUCCGUCGCGCGGGCGACGCGGAGUCCGUCAAGGUGCUCGAGAUCAUUCACCACGACGAGGUGACGCACGUCACCGCCGGCCAUCGCUGGUUCACGCACUGCUGCGCGCAGGACGGCGUCGAUCCUAUACCGACCUUUCGCGAGGAGGUCCGCCGGGGCUGGCGCGGGGAGCUAAAGGGCCCGUUCAACGCUGACGACCGCGAACGCGCCGGUUUAAUACCCGCGUUUUACGAGGGCCUCAGAGGAGGAAUGCUUGAUUCGAACCAAGCAGCAUCUUCGUCCACGAGCAUCGGAUACUAA